Marmota monax (woodchuck) is the source of this 3148-nucleotide messenger RNA. RefSeq names its product SP110 nuclear body protein (gene Sp110). The coding region runs from base 415 to 1614 and encodes 399 amino acids. The transcript is spliced from 13 exons. Gene Ontology annotation, cellular component: nucleus. The record is from RefSeq and is a predicted model, not a curated record. Gene Ontology annotation, molecular function: DNA-binding transcription factor activity, RNA polymerase II-specific; DNA binding. Gene Ontology annotation, biological process: regulation of transcription by RNA polymerase II. Lineage: Eukaryota; Metazoa; Chordata; Mammalia; Rodentia; Sciuridae.
GUCCCUUUAUUUGCAAUGUUCUCAUAUAAUCGUCUUAUCCUGAUAAACUCUAGGCUUCUCUGGCACAUCUUCCUUAGCUGUUGAUGUGGUUUUGAUGGUGUCUAGUAAAUUUAUUCAGUUUAGAACAUUUCAUCACCCAAGAAAGUACAGAAUGAGGAGGAGUCAUUCAUUCCGGGGAAAUGGAAGUGCGUAGCGAAGGGGACAGCGGUGGAUUCCCAGUUCCCUGGCCCAGGCCCGGCACAGGCACUUCCUGUUCCUCCGCCUGGCCUCGGCGUCCCUGCGGUCCUCCCAGGCUUCCCGGGGCGAUCGCUGGCCCAGCCCCUAGACCUGGAAGGGGCCCGAGCGGGCGGGGAGCCAGCCCCCAGGAGUGUUUUCCAGAGGUGGAGGAGGCACGCGGGCUUCUCAGGGGACUGGAUGAUCACUGUGAGCGGGGCCAUGGAAAAGGCUCUUCUUCAGCAUUUCAUAUGCCGGAAGCUGGAGAUUUCCUAUGCCAUACAAAAGCCAUUUCCCUUCUUUGAAGGCCUCCGAGACAAGUCCUUCAUCACUGAGAAAAUGUACAGGGAAUCGCUGGAAGCCUGUACAAAUUUGGUCCCUGUGUCCAGAGUGGUGUACAACACUCUCACCCAACUGGAGAAGACAUUUAACCUUUCACUUCUGCUGACAUUGUUCAGCCAAAUUAACCUGCGGGAAUACCCCAAUCUGACGGAGAUUUUCGGAAGCUUCAGAAGCGUGGGUGCUUCCUAUGGAGAGAGGAGCAGAACCACAGCCCUGCCACUCAAAGCCCCAGCAGAAAGGUACACGCUGCUGCCGCUGAUCGCACCCCACCCUCCCUCACUGAGUCAUCUGUCCUGUGCGCCCAGAGUCAGUGAGCCCAGAGCAGCCUUGCAGCAAAUCCACGUGACCCUGGAUGAACUACCCAGCACCUCUGACCCUGCCACGCCUCCCCGUGACCUAAUCCAGGGAGGAAGAAGCACUCCAGCGCCCAGUGACAACUUAACACCUGAAAGAACUGAGGAAGAAGACUCACAAGAGACGCCCAGCACUCCCCCUGGCCCUGGGCAAGUGGUGACAGAGAAUUCUCCAGAGUCAAAUGACCCAGAGGAGCCCCACGAGGCACCUAGCACACCUCCAAAGAAGAAAGGAAGAAAAAUAAGAAGAAAUAUCUGGUCAACUCCAAAAAGGAGACGUCAGAAAAAAAGCUACCCGAGAGAGGCAGCCUCACCUGGGCACAGAAAUGAAGAGAAGCUCCCAAAGCAGGAUCAGGAGACUCCAAGGAAGGAUCACUCAACCUGCAGCUCGAGGGUGGUGACAAGGGCCCAGAAGGCUAGGCUCACACGUGCCUGGGCAUCCAGACAGGACCAAAAACCUAAAGAUGACCUCAUGGAUUUUCUGUCUCCUGAACUUCCUGUGACCUGUGGUACAGCAAAAGGGAUUUUAUAUAAGGAGAAAAUGAAGCGAGGCUCCUCCGAGAAGUGCAUCCAGAAUGAAGAGGGAGCGUGGUUCACACCCCAAGAAUUUGCCAUUAAAGGAAAAGGGAGAAAUGCAAAAAACUGGAAGUGGAGUGUGCGCUGCCAAGGAAAGACCCUAAGUCAGCUGCUGGAAGUAUUACAGUGACCAGAGACGGCAGGUGACGGGUUUAACCUUGGGAGGGACUCAAGAGAGGAGUAAAUGGCAGGUGUUCCUACCACAUUUCUGGUCGCCUUGUUAACUCUGAGCCUCUGAGUGUCCCAGCUCGAAGCCGCCCCUCACUUGGGCAGGGUGACUUCACGACAACUGCCCUAGCACCCUGCUGCCAGCACACUGCCACUGCUUUCAUAGUUAAUUUGGGUGGGGAAGAAAAUGACUCUUCAAAAUGAAAACAGGGGGCUGGGGUUGUGGCUCAGCAGUAGAGCGUUCGCUAGCAUGUGUAAGGCCCUGGGUUUGAACCUCAUCGCCACAUAAAAAUAAAUAAAUAAAGGUAUUGUUCCAACUGCAACAAAAAAAAAAUAUAUUUAAAAAAAUGAAAAUUGGGAGGACAAAAGCUGGUGAUGUCCAUGUGUUUUAAAAAAGAUCUGGCUCAUGGGUGACCGUCCUUCACUGAUCACCAAGUAUGGCUCAGUGGUAAGUGCUGGUUAUCUGUAGCACUGGGGUGGAGUCGGGGUUUGAGCUGCGCUUUUCUUUGCAAAACCCCUCCAGGCAGCAUGGCAGGCCUGUGAUGGCUGUACCACCCUCUCCUCCUCGACCUUCUCUACUAGCUCGUCCACGUCCUCCAGGCUCAGGUCCCACUCGUGAGCUUCAUAUUAGGUGUGAACUUUCCAUCUCUCCUGUCUCACCUGGGAGACUGGCCUGACCCUUGGCUGGAUUCAUUCGGAGUUUAAGGCACUGAUUCUGCAGUGACAUCUGUGGUAUGAACCAUCUUUUCCAUGCUGAUUGGAAGUACCGUGGGAAUCAGGGAUGCUCAGCGUAAUAGCAAAAAGUUAUGGAAGAACACAAACCCCAUCAAUAUUAUAAAAUAAACCGAUAUAUCUUCAGAAUGAAUUUUUUUUGAAAAUAUAUGUGGGUUCCUUGGUAUUGCUGUGGUUUGAAUGUCCCCAAGAAAACUCAUGUUGAAAUUCAGUCUCCAUUGUGAGGUGAACACUUAAUCCAAUUAUGAUGUGUAGAAGUAUGACCUUUAGGAGGUAAUUAAGGUUAACUGGGGCCAUAAAGGUGGGGUCCUCGCCCAGUGGGACUGUGGCUUUAUAAGAAGAAGGGGAGAGACCUGAGCUAGGACCCUCUGUCUUGCCAUGUCAAUAUUGAAUUGCCUUUGAACUUACCAGAUUAGGCCCCUGAUCUUAUCUUGAAUUUUCAAUGCCCAUGAACUGAAUAAACCUUCAUUCUUUAUAGAUUGCUCUGUCUGGGGCAUUCCAUUGUAGCAACAGAGAAUGGGAAGCCACCAACAAGUUUUGAGUUAAGAUUAUGCUGGUAAUAAUGAGUCUGGUUUAUGGGACUAUCUAGGCCUGUGGCCAAAAAUGUAUCUGAAAGAAUCAAUUAGUUAUUCUAGGGUAGGAUUACAGGGACAUUUGCUUUCUGUGUUAUACAUUUGCUUUCUGUGUUGGUACAGUUGAAAUUUUUGUGAUGACUCUAUUAUUUCUAUAACCACACAAAAAAUAAAGAUCUUGAAAAUCUAGAA